AUGUUAUUGGAUGAGCUAGAGGCAGUAGAAAAGUUGCUUAGUAAAGAAAUUACGUUGGAUAUACCGGGUAAUCCGAGCAACAAACGUCUCGCUUUAACAAAAACUGGUGCCGACCUGGAAGGUGAUGAUCCCGAUACUCAGGAUCUGAGCUACUUCAUCGUCAGUCGUCUGGCUGUAGAAACGUUGACUUGUCUGUAUUCGUUUGUGCCAAUUGUGGCGAAAGACUCAUCCCGAUUUGACCGGUAUCGCUGGCAAUCUAGCGAUCUAAAGAUGUCAAUCAGGACGGUGCUGCGUUGA
This is a messenger RNA of Plasmopara halstedii, 297 nucleotides long. RefSeq lists its product as uncharacterized. Lineage: Eukaryota; Oomycota; Peronosporomycetes; Peronosporales; Peronosporaceae. The record is from RefSeq and is a predicted model, not a curated record. Bases 1 to 297 code for a protein of 98 amino acids. The transcript has 3 exons.